UAGUACUAUAUAAUGCGUAGAAUUGGAGAGAUAAAAGAGCAGCAUUAACGAGGCUUCUACAGAUAGUGAAGAUGGAGAUUGGAGAGAGAAAGCGUGCUUGCCAAGGGGUUUGAAUUUUGAAGAAAGAAGGAACUGCUCUCUUCAAUUUAUAGGGUUUGAUAUUCAGAUUUGCGACGAAGAAAAUCAGUCUGGGGCGUUGACAGAUGGGGCCAAAAAAAUGUCAGGUUUGCGACGAAGCAACAUCCAAGUAUAAGUGUCCUACAUGUCUCAUACACUAUUGUUCUGUGGUCUGUUUCAAGAAACACAAAGAAAUUCCAUGUGUUAAGCCAAUAUCUCCUUCCGAGGCAAAACUGACUUCAGCUUCAGUGUCGCACGUUGAAAGACCAUACCAUGUUGAUGAACCAAGUGAGGUGCUGCAACAAAUGCAAUUAGAGUCUAUAGCUUCUUCCAGUGAAAUCCGUGAUGCUUUAAAGGAUGAAGAACUUCAAAAACUCAUAUACAACAUAGAUUGUUCGCCAGAUGCUGAGAAUGAACUCGACAGAGCAAUGCAAGUGGAUGUAUUCCGCAAAUUUGCUGACAAGAUUCUAUCUAGCAUUAGUCCACCGUAGAGUGGGGUUCUUGUAGCUGGACGAAGAUAUUGCAAGAACCUUGAACCCUUAGCGGAGAAGCGUUUUGUAAAGCUAUAUACUUUUUUCUCUUCUUUGACUCAAAUGCGGCUGUCUAUCCUGGCUCCAAGGGUAAAGUUCAACACAAAGUUUUUGUUUUUUAAUAGAAACUUGAUAAAGACGGGACAAGAUUUGUUUUUAGGAUCUUGUUACAUUUUGUGGCUGCCUAAUUUUUUUCAUCAGGGUUUGUGAAUUUUAUCAA
Messenger RNA from Cornus florida, 867 nucleotides. RefSeq lists its product as uncharacterized. NCBI's taxonomy places the organism in Eukaryota, Viridiplantae, Streptophyta, Magnoliopsida, Cornales, Cornaceae. The coding region runs from base 204 to 608 and encodes 134 amino acids. The transcript has 7 exons. Gene Ontology annotation, cellular component: pre-snoRNP complex; nucleus. The record is from RefSeq and is a predicted model, not a curated record. Gene Ontology annotation, biological process: box C/D snoRNP assembly; maturation of LSU-rRNA from tricistronic rRNA transcript (SSU-rRNA, 5.8S rRNA, LSU-rRNA); snoRNA localization.